This is a messenger RNA of Oncorhynchus keta (chum salmon), 2932 nucleotides long. RefSeq names its product calphotin-like. The transcript has 10 exons. NCBI's taxonomy places the organism in Eukaryota, Metazoa, Chordata, Actinopteri, Salmoniformes, Salmonidae. The record is from RefSeq and is a predicted model, not a curated record. The coding region runs from base 306 to 2624 and encodes 772 amino acids.
CUAGGAAUGUCUUUCAAACAUACAAAGGAAGUAAAAAAUGACAGUCACAAUGCUCCCUUCUGCCCCACUCUGAGAUCCCUGCAUGGCAUACUAGCAUCCAGGGGUGGUACCUGUGGUGUGGGGGGGGGGGGGCAAAAGCUAUUUGUGUUGAAUCUUAAGCUUGCGGUCUCAACCAUCCCACAGUGAGAGGCAUCUAUGCUGUGUGAAAGGAGGACCUGACUUGCUACAAACCCAGACCAGGUACUGCGGCACUGCUAUCAUCCACAGUACUGAUUCCAACAGGAAGCAGAGACUUGGACUGGACCAUGGCCACCAAGGAAGUUAACAGAGCACAGGUGGUUAGAACCAUGAAGGUGCGUACUUCCCUCAAGGGAGACGGCAGCUGGAUCCGUAGAGUGACAGACCCAGAUGAAGAAGAGGGACAACCACGUAAGCCAGAACUUCCAAAGAAACCCACUGGUCUCUUUUCAGCUGAAUCCAGCCCUGUUACCUCUCUUGCUCCAUGCAACCCCUACAGUCCUACAGUGACACCAGAUGUUGACCCACUGACCCCUGAGGAAAUCACCAAAUGGUCAUUGACAUCUAGCAGGGUCAGACCCCUGGCAAAGUCCUAUGUCCUCUCAGCAGCUAAGAAAUUUGAAUCUCUUGAUUCCCCAACGAGCCCCCCACCAUUCAAAAUCAGCCAGUCACAUUUCCCUAUAAGUAGGCCUGAAGAGUUGUCAGAAGCUGUGGAGGAGUCGGACCCACCAACAGCAGAAUCAAAAGACAAAUCUCUUGGGAAACCUGUGGAACAACCUGCAGUGGAGGAAUCUGUAGAUGCACCUGCUGACCAACCAGAGGCAGCAGAGCCCUCUGAGACAACGACUGAGGAACCUGCAUCUGUGGAAGAAGCUGAUGGAGAACUCAUCGCAAAACUCACUGCAGAACCCACCGUGGGACCCACAGUGGAACCAGCAAGUGAAAUUCAAUCAGAAGAGGCUGCUGUAGAAUCAAUCUUAGAACCUGUAGUGAAACCUUUUGACAGUGUUUCUGAAGAACCUGAAGUUAGGCCAGCGGAUGUGGCUGCAGUUAAACCUGUAGUUGAGCCUGUGGCUGCAGCUAAACCUGUAGUUGAGCCCAUGGCUGCAGUUAAACCUGUAGUUGAGCCUGUGGCUGCAGUUGAACCUGUAGUUGAGCCUGUGGCUGCAGUUAAACCUGUAGUUGAGCCUGUGGCUACAGUUAAACCUGUAGCUGCAGUUAAACCUGUAGUUGAGCCUGUGGCUGCAGUUAAACCUGUAGUUGAGCCUGUGGCUGCAGUUAAACCUGUAGUUGAGCCCGUGGCUACAGUUAAGCCUGUAGAUGAGCCUGUGGCUGCAUUUAAACCUGUAGUUGAGCCUGUGGCUGCAGUUAAACCUGUAGUUGAGCCUGUGGCUGCAGUUAAACCUGUAGUUGAGCCUGUGGCUGCAGUUAAACCUGUAGUUGAGCCUGUGGCUGCAGUUAAACCUGUAGUUGAGCCUGUGGCUGCAGCUAAACCUGUAGUUGAGCCUGUGGCUGCAGUUAAACCUGUAGUUGAGCCUGUGGCUGCAGGUAAACCUGAAGUUGAGCCUGUGGCUGCAGUUAAACCUGUAGUUGAGCCUGUGGCUGCAGUUAAACUUGUAGUUGAGCCUGUGGCUGCAGUUAAACCUGUAGUUGAGCCUGUGGCUGCAAUUAAACCUGUAGUUGAGCCCGUGGCUGCAGUUAAACCUGUAGUUGAGCCUGUGGCUGCAGUUAAACCUGUAGUUGAGCCUGUGGCUGCAGUUAAACCUGUAGUUGAGCCCGUGGCUGCAGUUAAACCUGUAGUUGAGCCUGUGGCUGCAGUUAAACCUGUAGUUGAGCCUGUGGCUGCAGUUAAACCUGUAGUUGAGCCUGUGGCUGCAGUUAAACCUGUAGUUGAGCCCGUGGCUGCAGUUAAACCUGUAGUUGAGCCUGUGGCUGCAGCUAAACCUGUAGUUGAGCCCGUGGCUGCAGUUAAACCUGUAGUUGAGCCCAUGGCUGCAGUUAAACCUGUAGUUGAGCCCCUGGCUGCAGUUAAACCUGUAGUUGAGCCCGUGGCUGCAGUUAAACCUGUAGUUGAGCCCGUGGCUGCAGUUAAACCUGUAGUUGAGCCCGUGGCUGCAGUUAAACCUGUAGUUGAGGAGUCAACAUCUGAACCCAUCAUUGAAGCUGAAGCUGAAACUGUGGCUGAAGCAGCUGUUGAAGUUGUUCAGGAAUUAUCAGCUGCUAUUGAACUUGAGGAGGCAUUAGUCGUGGAGCUACCUGCUGCUGAAGUCGUGGCAGAUGAUAUAAUAGCACCUGCAUCAGAACCUUCACCAUCCCCUUGUGGGGGUCAGGUUCCAUCACUCAUUCAGCAACAGGAGGAUGCUGAACCCCAGCAUCAGAUAGUCCAUGACUUUCGUCACACCAAGGAUGGCAAAGCUAUUUGUUCAUACUGUGACAAGUCAAUUGAUGGAAAUGUCAAGAUCACAAUCAAUUACCCACAAAUCUACAGCCACCCAGACUGUUUUAAGUGCGGAUUGUGCAGUAAGGCCUUGGGGGACAUGGCGACCUCCAUGUUCGUGCAUGGGAGAGUGAUCCACUGUGAUGGCUGCUUUAUUAAAACCAUGUAGGCCCCAGGGCUUCUCAUCACCUUGACACAGAGGGCACAACAGUGUCAUCCCUGGAACAUCCCUGUCACCAACACAACCAUUUUGACAGAUUACUUGCUAACACUGUUCAAUUUUUUUGUUGUAAGAUGUUAUAAUUCCAGAGUUAUCAUCAAUUUUCCUUCCCUGACACUGAAUGCCAUUCUUUUGUGAAUGUAAGACUUUUUUCUGUAAACAAAUAAUAUUUUUUUCCCCAUUUAUUGUGUUUUCACCAUGUGGAGGACAUGUAUAUCUUUAAUGAGAAAAAAUAUAUAAAUGAUUUUAUGACCGUU